AUGGCUGACGAUCGUGAUGUUUUGUCCAGCGAUGUCAAGCCAAUCAAUUAUGACAUUUCCUUGCGCGAUCUUCUUGCAGGAGAACCAUGGACAUACCAAGGGCGAGUAGCAAUCGCCCUCGAGGUCAAGACAGCGGUUACCUCUAUCACACUGAACACAUUUGAGCUCAAAAUUCAUUCAGCGGAGGCCCGGCCGACAUCAGGCCAUGAAUCUUCGAAGAUCAAGGUCAUCAACAUUUCGUAUGAUACCAAAAACCAACGAUGCACGCUGUCCUUCGACCAAAGCAUCACUCCGUCUCCUUCGGUCACAUUGAUCAUCGAUUUUGAAGGCACGAUGAACAACAACAUGGCUGGAUUCUAUCGAUCAAAGUACAAGCCUAUAGUGGAGCCUGCGAAAGGAGUUGCCAGAGAUGAGGACCAUCACUACAUGUUCUCGACUCAGUUCGAAAGUUCCGAUGCUCGUCGCACUUUCCCUUGCUUUGACGAGCCCAACCUCAAGGCUACGUUCGACUUUGCCAUAGAGAUCCCCGACGAUCUCGUGGCUUUGAGCAAUAUGCCUGAAAAGGAAACGCGUAAGGGCACUAAAGAUGGUAAAAAGGUCGUGAGUUUCGAGCGUACGCCAGUCAUGUCGACGUAUCUUCUUGCAUGGGCCUUUGGAGAUUUCGAAUAUAUCGAGGAUCGGACACGACGAGAGUACAACGGCAAGCCCCUUCCAGUCAGAGUCUACACCACGCGAGGGCUCAAGGAGCAAGGCAAGCUCGCACUGGAAAGCGCCCAUCAAAUUGUUGAUUAUUUCUCGGAGAUAUUCGACAUUGACUACCCACUGCCGAAGGUUGAUCUGCUUGCAGUACACGAAUUUUCACACGGUGCGAUGGAGAACUGGGGCCUCAUCACAUAUCGUACGACAGCUGUGCUGUUUGACGAGGCAGCCUCGGACCAGAAAUAUCGUAACAGGGUUGUAUAUGUCGUCGCCCACGAACUUGCCCACCAGUGGUUUGGCAAUUUAGUCACAAUGGACUGGUGGAACGAAUUGUGGCUCAAUGAAGGGUUUGCCACUUGGGUCGGAUGGUACGCUGUGGACCAUCUCCACCCAGACUGGAAUGUCUGGGGACAAUUCGUGGCAGAUGGAAUGCAGAUGGCCUUCCAGCUUGACAGUCUCCGCACAAGCCAUCCGAUUGAAGUACCUGUCAAGAAUGCUUUGGAGGUCGAUCAGAUCUUCGACCAUAUCAGCUACCUCAAAGGGAGCUCGGUAAUCCGCAUGCUUGCAGCUCAUCUCGGUGUAAAGACCUUCCUCAGGGGUGUAUCCGAUUAUCUCAAAGCCCACACAUACGCCAACGCCAGAACUCGUGAUCUGUGGGCAGCGUUAAGCAAGGCUUCGGGCCAGGAUGUUGAUGCAUUCAUGGGCAAUUGGAUUCAAAAAAUUGGGUUCCCGGUGGUCACGGUCUCUGAGGAGCCUGGUCAAUUGACUAUCAAGCAAUCAAGAUUCCUCACAUCGGGCGAAGUCCAGCCAGAGGAGGACGAAACGACUUGGUGGAUUCCUCUAGGUGUCAAGACAGGCGUUCAAUCAUCAGAAGUGCGCCGCAAACCACUGACAUCCAAGUCGGACAUUCUUCCCGACAUCGACAAUAGUUUCUACAAAAUCAAUUCAGAUCAGACAGGCUUCUAUCGGAUUAAUCUGCCACCCCAGCGUCUUGCAGAGAUGAGCAAAUUUAUUGACCGCCUUUCCGUUGAAGAUAAGAUCGGACUCAUCGGAGAUGCUGCAGCUAUGGCCAUUUCAGGUCACGGCACCACACCGGCCGUGCUCUCAUUCAUUGAAGGUUUCAAGACCGAGACGAAUUAUUUGGUCUGGAGCGGUGUACUUGCUAGUCUUGGCAAAAUCCGCUCCGUCUUUUCCUACGAUACCGAGACAGCACGAGGGCUCCAGGCUUUCACUCUGAAGUUGGUAACCAAUGCAGUUGAGGCUAUCGGUUGGGAGUUUGUUCAAAGUGAGAGCUACCUCACUGGCCAACUUCGCUCGCUCUUGAUCGGUGCAGCCGGUCUUGCUGGCCACGAAGGUACGGUGAAUGAAUCGCAGAAGCGAUUCAAGGAUUUCAUCAACGGCGAUCAAAAAGCGAUUCACCCAUCGUUGAGAGGUGCGGUGUACAAGAUCUCCGUCAAAUAUGGCGGCGAAGAGGCGUACCGUGCUGUCCAGAAAGAAUACUUGCAGACCACUUCGAUUGAUGGAAAGGAAAUUGCGCUUCAUUCUUUGGGAAGUGUUCAGACGCCUGAGCUGGCACUGGAUUAUCUCACGUUUGCUUUCGGAGGUAAAGUAGCCACACAGGAUUUGCAUUCGGUGGGUGGUUCCUUGGCAGCAAACUCAAAGACGCGCGACACGCUUUGGCAAUACAUACAACAGGAGUGGCCCUUAAUCCGCUCGAAGCUGAGCGGAAAUAUGGUGGUGCUGGAACGCUUCCUUCGAGUCAGUCUUCCCAAGUUUGCAACCUUCGAAAUGGAGCAAGAGAUUUCCAAGUUCUUUGGCGAAGACACUGCCGGCUACGAUCGAGGCCUUGCUGUGGUAAGCGACACCAUCAAGGGCAACGCGCAGUACAGAGAGAGAGAUCAGGCCAUUGUCAAAGAAUGGCUCCGCGAGCACAAGUUCCUAAAUUGA
Molecule: messenger RNA, 2646 nt
Organism: Dissoconium aciculare CBS 342.82
Lineage: Eukaryota; Fungi; Ascomycota; Dothideomycetes; Mycosphaerellales; Dissoconiaceae
Exons: 6
Coding region: 1-2646 (881 amino acids)
Biological process (GO): peptide catabolic process; proteolysis
Cellular component (GO): cytoplasm
Molecular function (GO): peptide binding; zinc ion binding; metalloaminopeptidase activity
Source: RefSeq, a predicted model, not a curated record